GAUUUUUAAGGUGACUUCUCAGGCAGAGCAUUAUUCCCAAUCCAACCUGCACCUACAACUCCUCGAGUCAUUAACCCAGGCAUUUAUUAAAUAGUCUGACUGCAAACCUGAUCCAGCCAUGUCAAGGUUCAGGAUGUUGAAUUUCUUGAAUUCUCUUAGAUUUGGAAUAACAUCCUGAACCCUUUCCUUUUAGGAGGCGACAGGUGUUUUACUAUAAUUGAUUACACACUGACAGAUUUUUUUUUUCCUGCUGCUCCUUACUUAGCCAGCCAGUCUGGUUUCUGUUUUUGGAUGGCACAUGGAUCAGUUUUACUGUGAGCCUUAGCCUUUUUAAUCAAAGGGGGCUUCUGUAAACAAAAGGCUAACUCAACCAUAUUAUAUACUAAAAUAGGGUAUUUUAUCUUGGAGCCAUCAGUAAAGGUAAAACCACUUCUAAGCUGAAAGAGUAAAAAGUCUGUUAAGGAGUUGUACACCCAAACAGUGUCUGAAUAUAGUAUAACUGUAUAAUCUUCCAGCUAUGCAUGUCUCUUUGGGACAUGGCUCAUGUAAUACUGGAAUCACAAAGGGUUCUUUCCCCAAAUCAUUUACCACUGUUUGACAAAUCAGCUUGUUAGUCAAAUCUAAAAUUAACCUGUGCUUCAUCAGAAAAUCUGCUUCCAACAGGCUUUGUGGUUUUGGUAAUUUUGCCAGAGCAAACACACGAGUCCUGCAUAAAACUCCUAUGUGGGCUAUCAGUGGGUGUGAUAGGCUGUUUCAUAAAAGUUUCAAGAAACAUGACUCCUCUUCCUGCCAACGGUGACAUGGCUUGGUGAGGGUCAUAUAAUACAGAUAUACUUGCAUCUAUAUCAACAAUGAACAUUACCUUGUGACCCCUUAUGAGAGCUGAUACAGUUAGUUUCCCUGCUCUGUCUGUAUAUUAGGAGGACAUUAUACGACAUGAUGGAGUCUGGUGGCGUGGUUAUGAAUGUGUAUACUCUCCCUCUCCCCCUCACCUUACUUAGUUUCUGGAGCUAAAUUAUUUUCAUAGCUGUUCCUUAUGGUCUUAGCCUAUGAUCUCAUUUGACCUCCUGCAAAACAUAAGACAAAUAAUCUUGCCCAAUAACGUCUACAUCAAGCCCCUAAUUUCUACUUGAGCUGUAGCAUGUCUUUCAGGAAGAUAUCCUGUCUUGAUUUAAAUAUGUCAAGUUAACCUGUGUGUGUGUGUGAUUGUCUAGUUCUUCAUCAUCUGGGGCGGGGAGGGGUGGCUUUCUCAGAUUGUAUGCUUUGACAGUCAGAUUCUUUAUCUGGGCUUUUCCCCUCUUCUCGCUUUUGAUUGGCAUUAACUCUGACACCUGUAUAAUGCCGCCUUUUUGCUAAAUUGUAUUUCAGAAGUCAUAUUUAAAAAUGAAGAAUGUGGUGGUACAGAUGGCAUUCUUUGAGGUCUAUACAUGAACACCUGGUCCAGUUUUACCCAGAGGUCUUUAAAUGAAAAAGUAUCUUGCUCUAUAGUACUGAAGAUAUUUCCUUGCUGACUUACUUAGAAUGACCCUGGAAAUUUGCCUUUGGAAAUUUGUUAUGCUCUUGUUUGCAUGAUGCAUUUGACACUUUUGUAAGAUUUAUGUUUUUCUUUUCAGGUAAACCUAAAUUUCAAGGAUGGUGACCAACCCCUUGGCAUAUGUCAGGAAAAAUACAUAGAAGAGAGCUAAAUAAAGACUAAGCAAAACAUGAUCUCUCCAUUGUGGUUCAUUUGCUGUAUAAUUCCUUAUGUUUCUUCAUUCAAUGCUGAAGAAAGGAAGCUGUCUAGUCAUUUUGUACUUGUAGGAGAGCCUAUUGCUAUCAGUUGUCAAAUAGCUAAAAUUCCAACACUUCACUCUGACUACAAUCUGACUUGGUCUAGAAAUGGUAGUGAUACACCAAUAACUACAGAGACACAUUCCAGAAUCCAUCAGCAAGAUAACGUGCUUUGGUUUAUUCCUGCAACUUUAGAAGAUUCAGGACUUUAUGAAUGUAACAUAAGGAAUUCUGACAGCUCUGACAAAGAAUAUAUACAGCUACAUGUUUUCAAGAACAAUGAUGGCUUAUGUUUUAAUGGAGAAACUAUGUAUAAACAAAAAGUGUUUAUGUCAAUUGGUGGAAAGAUUACAUGUCCUAAUCUGGAAUAUUUUAAUGAUGAAAAUGAUACCGUACCUGAAAUACAGUGGCAUAAGGAAUGUAAGCCUGGAUUACUGCAGGACAACAGAUUUCUCUCUUCAAAGGGUGACAUCUAUCUUAUAAUUAAUAACGUAACUGUGCAUGACAAAGGAAACUACACAUGCCAGACAACAUAUACUUAUAUGGGAAUACAACAUAAUGUUUCACGAACCAUUUAUGUAGACGUUGAAGAGGGCCCAAAGAAGACACCACCAGUGUUUGUUUAUCCAAAAAACCAUUCGAUUGAAGUAGAACUUGGAUCUCAUGUCAUCAUGGACUGUAAUAUAUCCAGUAGCAUAAGUGCUUUGAAUCCGUACUGGCAAGUCAACGGUGAGGAUGUUAAUGUCUUUGAUAAUACCUACGAAGAACAAAUCUAUGAAAAACCUUCCCAGGGAGGUGGUUUUAUAAUUGGAACAAGAUUCAACAUUUCAAAAGUGAAAAGUAAGGAUUAUUCUCACAAGUUUUUCUGUCGUGUUUUCCAUCCCUAUGGCGAAGCUGUAGCAUACAUUUUACUAAAACGCCCAGCUCCAAACAUUCAGGGUUACUUGAUUGGAGGACUUGUUUCACUGGUAUUUGUAAUAGUUGCUGCAGUGUUUGUCUACAAGCUACUCAAGAUUGACAUUGUGCUUUGGUAUCGGAACUCCUGCCAUCCUUUUCUGAGUAAAAAAGUUUCAGAUGGGAAGAUCUAUGAUGCAUAUGUGCUGUAUCCAAAAAACAGAGUAAGCUGCCUCUAUUCACCAGAUAUCUUUGCGCUAAAGAUAUUACCUGAGGUCUUAGAGAGACAGUGUGGAUACAAUCUCUUUAUAUUUGGAAGGGAUGAUUUACCAGGACAAGCUGUUGUCAAUGUCGCUGAUGAAAAAAUCAACCAAAGCAGAAGAGUGAUAAUUGUGUUAGUACCAGAAUCAUCCUGUUAUAGUGUGUUAGAAGAUACCUCUGAACAGCAACUGGCUGUGUACGAUGCUCUUAUCCGUGAUGGAAUUAAAGUUAUUCUAAUUGAACUGGAUAAAAUAAAGGAUUACACAAACAUGCCAGAAUCUAUCAAAUAUAUUAAGCAAAAGCAUGGGGCCAUCAAAUGGAAAGGGGACUUCACAGAGAGAUCUCAUUCAGCAAGUACAAAAUUCUGGAAAAAUGUACGAUACCAAAUGCCACCCAGACAAACUGUGUCUCCCUCAGAACUACUGUUACUACCAACAGCCUUUAAUUCUCCACAUACAAUAACGUUAGAAAGAUGACACCCAAGUUCAGUUUUAACAGCUGUGAGCAGCUCACUUCAAUUGCUUUUUAAAUGGUUGGUCAUAGGAUACCCAUAUGUGUUAUACACUGUCCAUCUCAUUUGGAGACUUACAGGAUUAAAGCCUCCACAACAUCAUCAUCGACAGAUUUGAAAAGCUGAUUGACCAUCCAUUCCCCUGAGCAGAUCAACAGAACACUCUGAAGCAUUGUUUCAAUAUUGCAGUGGCCUGUAACAAGAACUGCAGGACUUCUUCAAGAAAUACAUUUUUUGUAAGGAAAACGAAAAACAUUAUUUGCACUUUUUUAAAGACAUUUUUUUUCCAAAUAGAAAAAGGAUGAAAAUGAAGGAAAUAGUGUUGUUAUAUCCUGACUUUUAUAUGAUGGGUUUAGGUCUGGAAAACUAGUUUUGAAUGAAACAAUUAAAACUCUAGUUCAUACAUGUGUUGCAAUCUAUUAAUUAUGGACUUGUUCAAUCCACUACAAGAAGAAUCCUUAUAUUACAUCAUGUGGUAUUGUCCAAGGGGAGAGGUGAGAGGGAGACAUAAGACAAGAAGGGGACCUUGUACUGGCCGGUCAAAGAAUUUAACCUUUUUUCAGCAUUACUUUCUAGAGCAACUCUUGCAGUAGCUGAUUCUGUAAGGCUAGAAACAUUUUUAUUAUAAACCAAUGUUUUCAAUCUUAUCUUCAAAAAAAUCCUCUUGGGACUGAAGCGUAUAAUGUUUGGUCUUUGCAUUUUUUAAUGUUUAAGGAAAAUCUACUCAGAUUGAGUUAACUGAUAAGUGUAUAUGUACAUUAUCCCACUCCGAACAAAAAUCAGAUUUUUUGCACACAGUCAAUUCAAUUGGCCAAAUAUUAAAGUGUCAUUUGUAGCUGGCUGUUUUUAAUUCAUCAUGUACACAACGUAAUUGCUGAACUAUUGUGCUACACUUGAGUUUCUGUAUGUAGAUAGUAGUGUAGUUUGAAAUCUGGAGCUGUACAAAUGUCCUAGUACACAUUCCAAAGUGGAGCAGCUAGGAUUUUCUCUCUCCUUUGUUUUUGAGGGGAACUUUCCUGCCCUCCAAAAACCUGUUAACAUAGCAUUAAGGUUGUAAAUUUAAAGAAUAAGGAGAUACAGAAGUUAAUUUUCCCAUGGCAAUAUUAAAUUGCCCACAUCUUACAUAUUGUAUAUUUAGAUAUACAUUUCAAGUCAUUAGAUUUAAUGUUGUGUGCAAUUUUGGAGUCUUGUUGCUUGAGUGCUAAAAAUGGACUGUGUACACAGUGUCAUGUUUUUUGAAAACCCUUGAUUUCUGAAUUUUCUUGAAUUGAUGCUCAAAUAUUUCCAUGAAAAUCUAUAAAUUACUCAGGCUUGAGUUAAAUAUUUUCAUAUACUGAUUACAGUAUGAUCAUUCUGACAUUCCUUGCUUUAAAACUGUCCAUUAAUUAUAUUUUGUCGAGGACCAGGACACCAGUUCUGUAGAAGAUGCCAAGCUUUAUUGCUGACCUACUUUAGAAAAAAUGGGUAAACUUGCACCUCUUGAAGGGUUAAUUUCUGUACAAAGCAUUAAUCCUUUGUUUUGACUAAUAUGAUGAUGAUGAUGAUGAAUUAAGUAAUUGCAAGUGGUGAUAUGGGCAACACUUGUUUUUCUGGGUUCUAUUUCCAGUUCUGCCACUGGCCUACUAUGUGAAUGUGGGCAAGUCACUUUGCCUCUCCAUGCCUCAGUUUCCCAAAGAGUCAAAUGGCAAUAAUACUUGCCUCUCUUGUAAAGUGCUUUGAGAUCUACUGAGGAAAAGUGUGGGGUAAGCUAGAUAUUUUAAAUUUGAAUAUGUAUUGUAUCGUAAAAGAUACAUCAGAAACUCCAGUGGUAUAUUUUGUCCCUAUUAAAGUUUAUAUUGAAUUUAUUUUUCUUUGUACUGUGCACUAGAUUUUAAUGUAUAACUUCCAGUUUUGGAAAGCUUUCAAAAUUUGGUAAAAAUACAUGACAACACAGAAGAUUGAACUUGUUGGCAGAAGUCAAGGGUAGCAUUUGCUUCUCCCAAUAGUGAACUGAGUGGAUGGAGUAUAAAUAUAAUCAUGCAGAUGACAUGGGAACCUUCAUGAUUGCAUUUCCUAUUUUUGUGUUUAAACUGACAACCUAAGCAAUACAUUUAUAUAAUCUUGCA
Messenger RNA from Mauremys mutica (yellowpond turtle), 5541 nucleotides. Its product is annotated as interleukin-1 receptor type 1-like. The coding region runs from base 1704 to 3401 and encodes 565 amino acids. The transcript is spliced from 12 exons. Gene Ontology annotation, biological process: signal transduction; regulation of inflammatory response. Gene Ontology annotation, molecular function: interleukin-1, type I, activating receptor activity. NCBI's taxonomy places the organism in Eukaryota, Metazoa, Chordata, Testudines, Geoemydidae. The record is from RefSeq and is a predicted model, not a curated record.